Erigeron canadensis is the source of this 969-nucleotide messenger RNA. Its product is annotated as probable serine/threonine-protein kinase PBL28. The record is from RefSeq and is a predicted model, not a curated record. Bases 1 to 969 code for a protein of 322 amino acids. Gene Ontology annotation, molecular function: transmembrane receptor protein tyrosine kinase activity; ATP binding. Gene Ontology annotation, biological process: protein autophosphorylation. Gene Ontology annotation, cellular component: plasmodesma; plasma membrane. Lineage: Eukaryota; Viridiplantae; Streptophyta; Magnoliopsida; Asterales; Asteraceae. The transcript has a single exon.
AUGUCUUCUGACACCUUUGAAAAGCCUGACCCCCCAAAAUUUACAUUCAAAGACAUACAAUUGGCCACCAAUGAUUUUGCGGCUGAAAAUCUGAUAGCUGAAACUAGUACUUCAAAGGUUUACGAAGUGCAACGAUUGCAAUCAGAAGAGGAUGAAAAAGUAGAGCUUAUCAAUGUCCUGGUACAUGUGCUUAAGUACGUUCUUACGGCUGAAACUGUAUUUAGACUACCUGAAGCAUGUUUCCCUUUGUUGUCAGUGAAUAACAAUAUAAUUUCUGUUGUUGGGUAUUGUGGGAAGCUGGACGAAGAAGUUACGGUGAUUGUCAUGCAGAAUGAGGCAAAUGGAAGCCUGGAUAAACAUUUAAGUAGCAAAACCCUCACUUGGAUUCAAAGAUUGCGGAUAUGUCUUGGUAUUGCUCGUGCAAUACACUAUUUUCAUUAUGGUUUUCGUGAGGGUAUGAGUGUGAUACAUGGUAACAUCAAAAGUUCAAGAAUAUUAUUAGAUGAUAAUUGGGAACCCAAAUUAUUUGGUUUUGAAUUCUCCGUUGUGUGUAAACCAAGUCAUCCACUUGUACGAAUAAUUAAAUAUGGAGGUUCAUUAGAGUAUAUGGAUCCAGCAUUUGAGAAGACAGGGGGUAUAAAUCAGAAGUCAGAUGUUUUCUCGUUGGGGGUGGUUUUAUUUGAAGUCUUAUUUGGGCAGAGAGCAAGGAUUCAGAAUGAUAAUAGAUGGUAUUUUGCUGAUCUGGCAAGACGCCAUUACGAAGAGACAAGAUUGGAUGAGUUGAUCGAUCCUGAUCUACGACAACAAAUGGACUCACAAUCAUUACACAUCUUCUCAGAAACAGUGUAUCGCUGUUUAAAGGAGCAGCGAGAACAACGUUUAGAUACAAGUCGACUUGUCAAAAAGCUUGAGAAAGCCUUGGAGCAUCAGCUAAGACAUGAGAAUCCUGUAAGCAUAUCUAUAUUUUGA